AUGGGAACAGAUGGUCCAGGCAGCCACGGUCUGGAGGGACCAAUGGGAACGCAGCGUGGGAGCAGUCAGGUCGCGGCUCGACUAUCGGACCCGACAGGCCAUGUGAGGCGAGGAACCAAUCACACGUCGGUGAGGGCAGAGCUGGGCGCCGUCGGCCACCUCCAGGCAGAGAUGCUUCAUUUGGACCUCAUAGACGGUGCUGAGGGCUUCCGCGGCGAUCAGGAGACAUUGAAGGCGUCCGCCAUCGCCCCCCCGCCGGCCACCAAGGACCCUGCAGCGCCUGUGACCAUGGACACCUACCGGCCCAAGAGACCUACGACCCUUAACCUCUUUCCAAUCGUGCCACGCACACAGGACACGUUAAACAACAACUCCUUCGGGAAGAAGUACAGUUGGCAGGAGAAGGUGUCCGGCUCCUCGUCGCCUCUGAAACCAGGUGAGCUCACCCCCCCGCACGAGCACAGCUGUCUGAGCGACGAGGACAAGGUGCAGGGCGGCGGAGCACAGACCAAAGACCGGGGGACCUCCACCGACGGGCCCUGCAGACACGGCUCCGGACACUCGCACGGCUCCACCACGGCCGCGGUGACGCGCUCCAAACUGCAGGAGAAGCCACCGGCUCCCCCGCCACCGCAGAACUACACCCCGGCUCCCCUGUAUCCUGCAGGGAAGGUCGAUGGAACUGGGAACCACCGGGAGAGGAUCCGCUACCACACGGAGGUUCACGUGGAGCCCACGGAGGAGAUCUAUCUGACUCCUGUGCAGCGUUCUGACGAAUCUCUAGAACCGCCGACCACUCAGGACCGGCCUUAUCUCUCCCAGCAGACCGAGCAGGGCCGUAUGUCCAUCAGCUCAGACACUGAGGGCCCGCCUCCCUACCAGCCCCUCCCAGAUCGGACAAACCCCUCCAUCUACGAGGAGGACGAGGUCUACGUCCCCCCCCCCUCGUAUGCGUCCUGUGUAGAGUCCCUCAUCACGCCGCCCAGCAUGGCUCUCUCAGCUCGCUCCUCCCUCGCCCUGGACCUCAGCUUGAAGGGGGCAGGGACGGGGGCCGGGGCUGUGCUGAGAGCAGGGUCCUCGGUGGAAUAUGUGGACGCCACAGAUGAAAGCUACUGUGGAGAGGACGAGGACGUGGACAGGAUAAUAAUGGACGGGAGAAUGAGGAAGCGCGUAGGAAAAGGAGGAGGCGGUGGCAGAUCUGCCCCGCCAAGGACUUCCAUGAGCUCGGAGGCCAGCGGCCUUUCGUAUGACUCAGUCAAAUACACGCUGGUGGUGGACGAGCACGCUCAGCUGGAGCUGGUCAGUCUCCGUCAGUGCUACCAAGGCUACAGUGACGACAGCGACACGGCCACCAUCUACGACAACUGCGUCUCCUCGCCCUACGAGUCGGCCAUCGGCGAGGAGUACGAGGAGGACGAGGAGGACGAAGAGGACGAGGAGGACGAGGAGGACGGGGCUCAGAUGGGAGGAGUCAGGAGAGAGGCCACCGCUCGUCUCUCUGAAGACUCCACACCUGAGGCCGACCUGCACUUCUCCAAGAAGUUCCUCAAUGUCUUCAUGAACGGACGCUCCAGCUCCUCCAGUGCAGAGUCCUUUGGUUUAUACUCGUGUGUCAUAAACGGCGAGGAGAAGGACCAGAGCCACAGAGCCGUGUACAGAUUUGUCCCUCGCCACGAGGACGAGUUGGAGCUGGAGGUGGACGACCCGCUGCUGGUGGAGGUCCAGGCGGAGGAUUACUGGUACGAGGGCUACAACAUGCGAACUGGUGCCCGUGGGAUCUUCCCGGCCUACUAUGCUAUAGAAGUGACCAAGGACACGGAGAGCUUCAAAGGAACCGAAGUGAAGAGCAGUGAGUGGAUGGACAGAUACCGGCUGAAGUUCCUGGGCUCGGUCCAAGUCCCCUACCACAAAGGAAAUGAUGUUCUGUGCGCCGCUAUGCAGAAGAUUGCCACCAACAGAAGGAUGACAGUGAAGUACAACCCACCGUCCUCCUGCAUCCUGGAGAUCAGCGUGAAAGGCGUCAAACUGGCAGUUCAAGAGGAUUAUUACGCUUGUGACCGAAGUAAUGAGUGCAGCCACUUCUUCCAGUUAAAGAACGUCUCCUUCUGCGGCUUUCACCCCAAAAACAGCAAGUAUUUCGGAUUCAUCACGAAACAUCCGGCAGACCAGAGAUUCGCCUGCCACGUGUUUGUGUCUGAGAACUCCACGAAGCCCCUGGCCGAGUCAGUAGGGAAAGCCUUCCAGUUGUAUUAUAAGGAAUUUGUGCAGUUAUCGUGCCCGACAGAGGACAUCUACUUGGAAUAGCACUGCCCUGCCUUCAGCCACAGCUCUGUACAUUACACUGUAUCAUACCUUAACGUUGCAUGAGGGACAGAAAUAUUCUAAUUUAAGAUAAAUACAAAAUUAACCCAUCUGACCAACGAGCAGGAGGAUGAAGGAUGGAGUAUUGGAGCAGCGACGGAAAAAAAACCCUGAGGAGAAACAGAAAAUAUGCAAGAUGGAGUCGGCUGCACACGGGGAAGCACAAACACUCGGCAGCGCCUGGAGCCCGGAGCCUCGUUUUUUUCCGGCAGGUGUGGCGCCGAAAAGCCCCGGGGGAAAAGGGACAGCUGAUUUGACUGUCAACACUUAAAGUCUAAAAAAUGAGGGAGGUGUACAUUUACUGAGCGACAUCCUCCCACUGACCACGUGCUCUGUGCUGUAGGAACCCUCUAUCCUUUAACGCCACCUGGAAUAAAGAGGUGAUCCAUCUUAAUCCACCUGAUCCACGAUGUUUCAAAAACAAAAAGAAAACUGCUGGAGGGGAUGUUCUCUGCAUUUUCUUUGGGCUUGACUCAGAUCUUUGUUUUGGACCGAAGGCCGAACCGAAAUGAGAUGAUUUCUGUUACUUGUGUCCCCCAGCUUGUCCCGUUACCGCUGGCCCCUGAGCUGCAGUUGGAGGGAUUCUAAAAAGUAGAACCUCAGCUCAACCUUUGCUAAAAGUAUUGUGUGAUUCAUCACUGCACCUCAAGGAAUCCUGAAUAACCUUUUAAUUCGGCUCCCACGAUAUGCACAGUAAACCUGAAUUUCUCGUUCAAUGCCAGACGCUUCUCUUCCGUGUGUUUUAAUACGGUAUGAAACCAGUGAGGAAGAUCGAUAUCGCCCAACCGAUAUUAGGGGUUAUUCAAUUUCAGACACCGAUAUAUCAAGUCAUAUAUAUGGAUUAAAAAAAAGGUGGUUUUCAUUCAACUUUCAUGACAAAGAAAUUAAAUUGAGGCUCAACGUAGGUACAAUUUUAUCUUUUCUUUUAAGCAUUAUUAAUUCUGUAAAAAUAUCCGUUUUCUUUUCAGCAAACGUAAACACAGAUUCUGAUAUAUCGGUGAAAUACUCACAUCGGCCAAUUUCUUCCAGCCGACCAAUGAAUCUGACUCGACUACUGAAAACAGGAAUAAACAUCGGGUUUAUUAUAGAAGACGUGUGCGUGGAUACACAGAACAGCCUCUGUGUGCUGUGCUGGAAGCUGCC
Molecule: messenger RNA, 3504 nt
Organism: Pleuronectes platessa (European plaice)
Lineage: Eukaryota; Metazoa; Chordata; Actinopteri; Pleuronectiformes; Pleuronectidae
Gene: mapk8ip1b
Product: mitogen-activated protein kinase 8 interacting protein 1b
Exons: 11
Coding region: 1-2304 (767 amino acids)
Biological process (GO): regulation of JNK cascade
Cellular component (GO): cytoplasm
Molecular function (GO): protein binding
Source: RefSeq, a predicted model, not a curated record